Acanthopagrus latus (yellowfin seabream) is the source of this 840-nucleotide messenger RNA. RefSeq names its product gamma-crystallin M2-like. Gene Ontology annotation, molecular function: structural constituent of eye lens. The transcript is spliced from 2 exons. NCBI's taxonomy places the organism in Eukaryota, Metazoa, Chordata, Actinopteri, Spariformes, Sparidae. Bases 97 to 747 code for a protein of 216 amino acids. The record is from RefSeq and is a predicted model, not a curated record. Gene Ontology annotation, biological process: lens development in camera-type eye; visual perception.
AAUCCAGAUGUGUAUGUAUAAGUCAGAUUUGACCAUAUGGGACAACAGAUGACUUGCAGUUUGAGGGAACACUAACAUGCCAACCUGAUAUAGCUGAUGGAAACCUUGCUUUUAGCAUGGUAUCAUGUUUGCAACCAUGGUUAUCCCUGGUCGCUAUCCACAGAUAAUGGUGGAAUAACUAAACACUGCAAAAUAAAAAUCACCCCACUGAUGGAGGAGAUAAUUUUCUACGAGGACAGGAACUUCCAGGGUCGCUCCUAUGAGUGCAGCAGCGAGUGCUCUGACCUGCAUUCCCACUUCAACCGCUGCAACUCCAUCAGGGUGGACAGUGGUGACUGGAUGGUCUAUGAGAGACCCAACUACAUGGGCUACCAGUACUUCUUGAGGAAGGGUGACUAUCCAGACUACCAGCGUUGGAUGGGAUUCAAUGACUGCGUGCGGUCCUGCCGUAUGAUCCCUGUGGUAAGCCCUAGGGUGUUUAUGCAAGCGUCACCAUGCAAUAUGUUUCUUUUAAUGAUUCCUAACUUCUCUAGAGGCUUUUCUGCAGCACCAAGGCUCCCACAGAAUGAUGAUCUACGAACGCCCAGAGUUCGGGGGACAGAUGAUGGAGCUGACCGACGACUGCCCGUCCCUGUACGAACGCUUCCAUUACAACGACAUCUACUCCUGCAACGUGACGGACGGCCACUGGAUCUUUUACGAGCACCCGCACUACAGGGGACGCCAGUACCUGAUGCGCCCGGGUGAAUACAGGAGGUUUAAUGAGUGGGGAAGCAUGAGCCCCAGGGUGGGAUCCAUCAGACGCGUCACUAUGUGAAAAAGUGAGAUGUCCAGUCACUG